UUUAGUCGGGUCUUUCCUGGCCAGCUUCAUGGGGUCAUAAAUGAUUUGUGUGAAACCACAAGGAACAAAUCAGGGUGUGGAUUUUUACAACGUUUUGAGCUCUUUAAAAUAAAUUCAACAUUUGAGUUUAUAAAAAAAAUAAUAUAGAGAGAAUUUCAAAAAGCCGAAAAUGAUGUGUUAAAAGAACUAGUGCACUUCUCGUCACAGGCUGCCCUGAUGUGGAGUGAAAUGUUCCCGCGCUGCACUGUGCUUCGGCUCGCGUCGGAAUGGAAACAUCUGCGCGUUCGCGGGCGGCGUCACGAGGACGGGCGACAGUCGCGUUUCUCUCGCUGGGAAACAACAGACAUGAAGAAAUUUUUCGAAGAUAUAAAGAAAGACAUGAAGUUCAAGCAGGCAGGACCUGGGAAGAAACUGAACGAGGACAACAGCACCAAAAGCCUGCCGGUGCCCAGCAAUGCCCCAGCCAAGCCUCGCCAAGCACCUACGGAAGGAGCACAGAGGGCAGGUGCUGCAGCUCUGGCCAGGAUAGAGCAACAGCAUCGGCCACGACCUCAGACCUCACAGGAUGCCAUCCGUAGUCAGGUGAGAAAAGAAUUGGAGGCUGAAGCUGCAGCAAUAGUAGCAGAUCAAAAACCAGCAACAACAAUAGAGGGCUCCAAUGUGCCAGUUAAAGACUCAGCCUGUUUCUCAGUAUCUGGGGUGUAUUUCAUUUGCCCUCUUACUGGGGCUGUCUUAACAAAGAGUGAGAGGGAGGUUCGUAUUAAAGAAGCUAUUCUCAUGCAUUUUGAGAAGGACCCCCUGGAAGCCUCUAUUAUGAUGAUUCAUACCUUCAACAAGGACAGAGAGAAAGUUAAGGCUGCAGUAGACAUCAUCAGCAGGUAUGUGGACAACAUUUGUAAGAACCCCACAGAAGAGAAAUACAGGAAGAUUAAAGUAAGCAACAAGGUCUUCCAGGAGAAAGUAAGCUGCUUGGAGGGAUCUCGGGAGUUCCUGCAAGCCGCAGGAUUUGAGUUCACUGUUCUUCAAGUGGAGGGAAAGGAGGACAAGGAGGAGUUCCUGGUGUUAGCAGAGCAGGACUCUAACCAGCUGGAGCAGCUGAAGGAAAUGAAAGACAGACUCCAGAAAGGAGAGCCCCUUAGGCCACAGCUUGACCGCCAGCCACAGGCUUUCCGGUCCUCUCCCCACGCCACACACUUUGAGCUGCCCUUGGACUUCUACAAUCUGACUGCGGAGGAGCUGAAGAAGGAACAGCAGCUCAGGACAGAAGCAGUCGAGAGGAAUGCUAUGCUUCGGACGAAGGCAAUGAGGGAACGUGAGGAGCAACGAGAGAGAAGGAAGUACAACUACACCCUGCUGAGGGUGCGGUUGCCAGAUGAAAACUUGCUUCAAGGAACAUUCUUGGCAAGGGAACGUGUUGCAGCACUGUACAAGUUUGUGCGCGAGUCCCUUGUGGAUGGUUGGCAGCCAUUUGAACUAGUGGCUCCAGGUGGACAGAAACUGAAGGACGAUGAGGAGGUGGCCUUCAACGAGUGCAGCUUGGUCCCAGCAGCUCUGCUGUCACUUUCCUGGGAUGCAGCAGUGCAGGCAGACAUUGCAGCAGCUGGAGGACCGAGCCCUUCGCUCCUUAAGCCGGAGCUACUGGAAAACAUCAAGAACCUAGUUUGAGCAGACACAUUUUUUUUUAUAGCCCCCUGUUGUGGAAGUUAAUACUGCCUCAGUGUCUAGGGUUCAGUAACUUCACUGUUGAGGCAAAUACAAUGGAGUCAAACAGCAGAAAGAAAAUAACCGCAUCCAGUGUUUCCAAUUACACACGAAUGUAGUACAGCUGAGUGGGAUACUUCUAGUGGAGCUCUCACAAGUAUGGCUCUGUGCUGCUGAGGCAGGGAGUGUUGUCUGGAUGUAUGUGAUCCAGUCCUCAUGGUGUUAAUCAAAAGAUUAUCAUCAGUCAGCAAUGAUACACUACACACCCACUGAGCAUCCUUCCUAAAGCACUGAAACAGACUGCAGACAAAACUACUUUUAAAUUUAUCUUUGAAAUGAAGGCAAUGGAUAAAAACUAUGAUGUAAUAAGUAGGAAUCAGUGCGGGCUUCAGGGUGAUGGGUUGGUUUUUUUUUUAUAGCUGGGAUGGGUGAACAUGCAUGUAUUGUCCUGUUCCUGCUUGGCAGUUUAACCUCAUGGAAUUCAUGUUGAAUAGAAAACAUACUUGUAAGCAUGGCUGCUGAAGGUAAUUUUGCUGCAGUUACAAGUUAUAUAUUGUUUAUACAGUUUAUUCUUGGUCUCCAGAGAUCUGAUUUCAGGUGGAAGUAUUUGGCAACAUUCAUUGAGAAUAUCACAGUAAGCAUUUUAAGAGAAAAGUAAAUGCAUAAAUCAUCAUUAUGGCAAAUUUCAAUAGUUAAUUAAAAUUUGUUAUAAAGCCACUUGAAGUCUCUGAUUUCAGGAUGAAUAGUUGACAGCUGAUAUACAUUUCCUACUUAUUGAUAUACUGUAUACAUUAUAUAUUUUUACCCA
Molecule: messenger RNA, 2509 nt
Organism: Scleropages formosus (Asian bonytongue)
Lineage: Eukaryota; Metazoa; Chordata; Actinopteri; Osteoglossiformes; Osteoglossidae
Gene: ubxn6
Product: UBX domain protein 6
Exons: 12
Coding region: 217-1665 (482 amino acids)
Cellular component (GO): cytoplasm
Molecular function (GO): protein binding
Source: RefSeq, a predicted model, not a curated record